CUGUUUAACCUGAACCAUACCGGCGUCCCGUCUACGGGACGGUUCAUACUCAUUUGCGGCAUGUGGUAAAAACUGCGACGAUUCGUAAAAUAUAUUUUUUUUUGUCAUAGGCAUGUCUUAUAUCGCCAGAAAGCUUGGAAUCUCGUUAAACUAAUUAUAAUAUGCAAUUUAAAAAAGCUAUUACGACGACCAAACACGGUGCAAUUGUUUCAGGACAGUCAACAAAAACAAAAUACUUUACUGUAGGCACUCGGUUUCAUUUUUCAUGUAUCACGGAAAAUUUUGUACUUACAUUACUGAACCUCCGCAGAUUUCUUAUCCCUCUGUUCCCAGAGAGGACGGGAAGCAUAUUUUUGCUUGGUAAAAUCCGUUUUAAUUUUCAUAGUAUCCAUGCGUCACAGAAUGAAAAAUGACUCGAUCAACAUGCAACCAAACUAUUCAUGCUAUCCAGACCGUAACACAAGUAUUUUCCCCGUGACAUUUGGUAUGUCUGUAAUGAUUAGACACUCAGGAAGAUAACUAGCCUUAUUCCGAGAUUCUACACAGCGAAUUGGCUGCGCAAUACCUCAGUAAACCCUAGUAGCGCGCCUCACGUUACGCACCAAUAAGAUGGACCAAGACAAACUUGAAGGACAAUAUCUUCCUCCAAUGACGACCAAUUAAUUUGAAACAUAGCUAGCUAGAUAGCCAAUGAGCUGGCCUUUCUUGUGAUGUGGGAAUGUGCACUGUGGGAAGAAUGGGCUGGAAUCUAGAGGUGUGCUCAACCAGACACCCCUGCAUCAUUUCGAAUUGAGAGAGCAUCAGAGCGCGCUAGUAUUUUCGUUACGCACAUUGUUGCUAGUACUUAGUAGUUACUUCUUCUUGUUAUUUCGAUCAUUUUAAACAUUUCGAAUUUGAACAUGGCUCCUAAAAGUGGGAAAGCGAAAUCCAAGACCAAGUACACAUACUUGGAGGAGAUUUUUGAGGAGAUUCAGCGAGAGAGUGACCGAGAGCUAGACAAGGACUCUCUUAGUGAACUAAGUUUUGAUUCUGGCGAGGAAGAAUUGUUCUUGGAAGGAAAGGAUCCCGUUUUAGAUUGUGGAAGCGACUCAGACUCGGAUGAUCUCUGGGAGCCGGCUGCAAAGAGACAACCACAAUCAAGCAGUCCUGCCCUCACUACUUCAGGAGCAUCUACAUCUGCCAUUGUUUCUGGGUCUACAACAAGCACACCUUUUGUCUCCAAAAUCACUCCAGGUCCGAUGUCAUCCACACCUACCCCCGUCCGGCCAUCCAGAGGUGUGAAGAGACCAGCCCAGAGACAAAGACGGGCCAGUGCACCAGCUGACACCCCCACUGAGGGAGAGGACCGUUGGCACACAGUACUGGAGGAGGAUGUGGAGCCACGUCCACCCACAUUCAGGCCUAAAAGGCAGCCUGGACCUCAGCUGGACAUGACUGGGACAUACAGCCCCCUCCAUCUGUUCCAGCUGUUUAUUACUACCUCUGUUCUUGCGACGCUGGUGUCGAACACCAACAAGUAUGGGACUAAAAAGCAAGCUUGAAAAAAAGAGGCAUGGAAGACCAUUUCCAUCAAUGACAUGUACUCCUACAUAUCACUGGUCAUUUACAUGGGGAUUGUGCUCCUCUAGCAUUCCUGCCUCCUCUAGCACUCCUGCCCCAGGACCUGCCUCCAGUGGUGCGCACAUACCAAAGUAUCUGGUUGCAGACCUGAAUGUGCCUCAAGGCCAAAAGGGUACAGUUGGAAGGCGCCGUUGUACCCUGUGCCAUAAAAAGUCACCUAUUACCUGCACAACUUGUGGUGUCACCCUGUGCUUUACAACAGAAAGAUACUUUUAUGGUACUUGGCAUCAGCAGCAUAACAUUAUGUAGAGGGUUGACUUGGGUGAUCUGGACCCUCAAUGUGUACAAAGUUUUUUUUUCACUUUUUGUUUGCUGUGGUUUGCUGUUUGCACUUUUGACAUUAGAUCAGUGUUGGCUUCUAACUUAGCCCUUAUUGUAAAUCGUUCACUUAUUUUGGGGGGCAUUGGAUCAGCGUUCUCGUUGGGCCUCCUGUCAGUACCUUUAUGAAGAGAAACCAAUGAUCCACCAUGUAUGACAUUUCUGGGAGUGUGUAAACCUUAUUUGUUAUUACACUUGUAUUUUUGAAUAAUCUCUGUUGUCAUAUGCUUGGAAUUUAAUCAUUUAUCCAAUUUGGCCACUUGGGUAGAUUUGGGGACACUCGGGAAGGACACUUGGGAGUCCUCUUACAGAAUAUUCUGCAGCUCUAUGGUCAUUCAAUGUAGCUGCCUAAAACUUUACCUACAGUCUCCUGCCUUCUAAGGGACACUACUUGAAGUGUCUCCAGCCUCCUAUCUCAAUGCAUGGCCUUCCCACUGCAUUUCAAACAUGAUGAUAAAAAUAAAAAAAAUAAAAAACGUAUGUUUUUGGUUUGUUUUAUCUUCUGCCAAA
Esox lucius (northern pike) is the source of this 2448-nucleotide messenger RNA. RefSeq lists its product as uncharacterized. The record is from RefSeq and is a predicted model, not a curated record. The transcript is spliced from 2 exons. Lineage: Eukaryota; Metazoa; Chordata; Actinopteri; Esociformes; Esocidae. Bases 900 to 1541 code for a protein of 213 amino acids.